Dentiscutata erythropus is the source of this 150-nucleotide messenger RNA. The record is from the annotation of a GenBank genome assembly. NCBI's taxonomy places the organism in Eukaryota, Fungi, Glomeromycota, Glomeromycetes, Diversisporales, Gigasporaceae.
AUGGCAGAUGGUACUUCAUUGAUAGGCUUGGAAGAAUCAGUUUCUUUAGAAGACUGCUUAUUGAUUUCUGGCUCAAGUAGGUUAGACGUCUUAGAAGUUUUGGAAGUCCCAGAUGUUGAAGCAACUGGAGGGAGAUUCUUUUCUGCCUGA